AUGCCACUCUUAGCUAUUUCCUACGAGGACGUUGCGGAAGCCCCUGGUACCAUGCUCAUGUCCCGAUCUGGAUCGCUUCGUCGCCCCGUCACAAGGCCAUCGACACGACAUCCUUCGACGCGCGCCAGUGCGCUUCUGUCAAUCGACCAACAGUCGCAGCUACCCUCCCGGAUGGGCACGCCAGCGAGUGCACGACUCGGCGAUACAGAGAGCGUCUUUGAGCGCCGUCUCAAUGCCAUAUUUAUGCGCACGGCACGAAGCGCAGACAGUACCCGGCCAUCGACAGCAGCGGCCGGUCUCAUCCGCGAAGACUCGAUGGGCGACCUUUCCGAUGCCCCGACAUACUUCUCGGGACCUCCACCGCCUUCUUACCGGUCGCGCCCUGAGUCUCUGCUCAGCACUUCUUCUUUCGGCUGCAUCGAUGGCAUGAACCCUACACAACGACAGAUCAGUCAGCAGCGAGCGGCACUACAACGGGGAAUGAGGUGCAAGCUGAAGAGAUUCGCUCAAGGACUUGCAACAUGA
Molecule: messenger RNA, 525 nt
Organism: Alternaria infectoria
Lineage: Eukaryota; Fungi; Ascomycota; Dothideomycetes; Pleosporales; Pleosporaceae
Exons: 1
Coding region: 1-525 (174 amino acids)
Source: RefSeq, a predicted model, not a curated record